Messenger RNA from Falco peregrinus (peregrine falcon), 1416 nucleotides. RefSeq names its product claw keratin-like. NCBI's taxonomy places the organism in Eukaryota, Metazoa, Chordata, Aves, Falconiformes, Falconidae. Gene Ontology annotation, cellular component: intermediate filament. The transcript is spliced from 2 exons. The coding region runs from base 442 to 996 and encodes 184 amino acids. The record is from RefSeq and is a predicted model, not a curated record. Gene Ontology annotation, molecular function: structural constituent of cytoskeleton.
UGCACAAUGAUUCCCAGUUUUAGCCUAUUUACUUUGCUGCAUGGUGUUGUUUGUUAUUCCCUUAGGAGCGCUGGAAUUGCUAUGAUAAAAUCUGUGGAAAAAUGAAGGUUAAGGAUAAUGUUUUGCUACAACCUGCGAUAAUAAUAUAGGCUCUUUCCUUUAAGACAAGCGAGUGUUCAGACCAAUUUAGAAAAUUAUAGCAUGGCACAGGUGAGAGCAAUAGCAAUUAAACCAGCUUCCUCUUUCAGAUUUAAUCUUCAUAUGCAAAGCAGCUGGGUAAGAAUCAGAGCACAGUACUGGCAUUUCUAAAACCAGAAAAUCAAAAAAGUCUGCCGACAACAACAACAACAACAACAACAUGCUAGGAAAAAACAAGAUGAGGAAUCUUUCAGAUAAUGCUUCAAAAUUGCUUUAUGUGGGGUUGGCUUGCCUUCUGGAAAGAUGUCUUCCUAUGGACAGAUGCUUAGCUCCCGCUGUGGUGCGCCGUGUGAACCGACAUGCCCACAACCCUACGUCAACUGUUGGAAUGAACCGUGUAUCAGCUCAUGCGGCGAUUCAAGAGCAAUCGUGUAUGCGCCACCCGUUGUCGUGACAUUCCCUGGACCCAUUAUCAGCUCUUGCCCUCAGGAAAGUUUUGUAGGAACUGCCAUGCCUGAAAUUGAGGGUGGGAUGGGCUCUGGAGGUGGAGGAAUGGGCUCUGGAGGUGGAGGAAUGGGCUCCGGAGGUGGAGGAAUGGGCUCCGGAGGUGGAGGAAUGGGCUCUGGUGGUUCCUGUGGUGGAGGCAGCUCCUAUGGGAUGGGCUCCCAUGGUUCAGGCGGUUCUUGUGGUGGCAUGGGAGGGGGUUCAAGUGGUGGGGAGGGCUCAUGUGGUGGUGGAAUCUCCCGUUUGGGAAGCUUUUACCGAAACUCAUUUUAUUCAGGAUAUGGUAGAAAUUAUUUCCCCCUUUUUUCCAGAGGGUAUUAUAGGUAUCGCUAUGGAAACUAUGGGCCAUUUUAAAUCUUUAGGAGAGAGUAAUGACUGAAAGAACAAUAAAAUAAAAACUAGCAGUUGAUAUAUAGACCUGAAAAUCAGACUUGCCAAGCAGCCUCUGCUCCAGCCAAUGUCGAUAGGAGCUGGGGUUGCUUGGGAUCUCUGCGCUUUAUCUAAGGCUUACAACACCAAUGUUGUCUCACUUUGUCGUUUGCUCAUGUUAUGUUUUGUUCUUCCUGAACCUGAUGAGGCUAAAAUAAGUAAUGGGACUUGACUGUGAAAGUGUCCAGCUGAAAGAAGAACCUCUUGUGAGCCCUGUGCUCCCCUGAAUGACUGAUUGAUUGUAGUCCUUGUUGAAAUGGAAAUUACAUUCUUUGUUUCUGCAUUGCCUCAUUCUGCAAGAAUGUAUUCCACUUUUUGUUUGUAUUAAAGCCCUGUUGCAUCAUA